This is a messenger RNA of Cyclopterus lumpus (lumpfish), 1472 nucleotides long. RefSeq names its product ubiquitin protein ligase E3 component n-recognin 7 (gene ubr7). The record is from RefSeq and is a predicted model, not a curated record. Gene Ontology annotation, cellular component: cytoplasm. NCBI's taxonomy places the organism in Eukaryota, Metazoa, Chordata, Actinopteri, Perciformes, Cyclopteridae. The transcript is spliced from 13 exons. Bases 185 to 1315 code for a protein of 376 amino acids. Gene Ontology annotation, molecular function: zinc ion binding; ubiquitin protein ligase activity.
GUGCAUUGAGGACAGUUGUCGUCAGCACGGAGCGGAAGCAGGAAGUAGCAGCUAGCAGGAAGUAGCAGCUAGCAGUUCGAUAACAAAGACUCCACCAGACUGCUGAUUAUCGGUAAUAAUUAUCGAUCACUGUACCGGGAGGUUAAACGUCAGAUCAGACGGCGUGAGCCGUUUUUCUCGAACGAUGUCGCAGGAGCAGACAGUGUCUCUGGUUGAUGUUCUGGAGGAAGAUGAAGAGUUGGAGGAAGAAGCUUCAGCAGUUUUAGCAGGAAGUGACUCUGAUCACUGCUCAUACCCUCAGGGCUAUGUGAAGCGGCAGGCCCUAUAUGCCUGCAGCAGCUGCACACCAAAGGGAGGAGAGGCAGCCGGAGUCUGUCUGGCCUGCUCAUACAAAUGUCACGAAGGCCACAACCUCUUUGAACUCUACACCAAGAGGAACUUCCGUUGUGACUGUGGAAACAGGAAGUUCACAGACCUGCAGUGUAAACUCCAACUGGAGAAGGAGGAGGUCAACAGUCUGAAUAAAUACAGUCAGAACUUCUUUGGCGUUUACUGUACCUGCAGCCGGCCUUACCCAGACCCAGACGACCAGGUGGAGGACGAGAUGAUUCAGUGUGUGUUGUGUGAGGACUGGCUGCAUGGGCGGCAUCUGGGCUGUGUGGUUCCAGACAGUGUGGAGCUGCACGAGAUGACCUGUGAAUCCUGUAUGAACAAAACCUCUUUCCUCUGGACUUACGCUGCUCAUCUGUCAGUUCCAGGUGCAGCAGUUCAGUUGAAGGAGGAAAGUGAAGCAGACGAGUCAAACAGAAACCUUCCUCACAAAGAAGAAACGGUGGAGGAAGUCAUCGAGCCCAGCUGUAAGAGAAGCCGCGAGGAGGCGGAGCCGAGCUGCAGACUGAAGGAGCUGCAGGCCAUUGAUCAGAAAAGAGUCCAAUCAGGAGCCGUGUUCUGGCCGUCAGGGUGGCGUUCCAAGCUCUGCUCCUGCACCACCUGCAAGGAGCGUCUGUCUGAAGCCGGCCUGUCCUUCCUGUUGGACGAGUCUGACACCGUCCUCGCCUACGAGAACAAAGGAAAGAACAAUGAACAGAGACAGCCGGGACACGACCCCCUGAUGUCUGCGCUGGACCACCUGAACCACGUGCAGCAGCUGGAGAUCAUCCACGGGUACAAUGACAUGAAAACAGAACUGAAGGACUUCCUGCAGAGAUUUGCAGAAGACGGAAAGGUUGUGACUCCUGAUGACAUCCGUCAGUUCUUCGAGCAGCAGAGUCGAAAGCGACGACGAGAUGAUGCUGGAUGCUUCUUCCCUACCUGAAGACCUUGAAAUGACCUUUUAACUUUUGUCUUCUUAGUUUUCUGUCUUCAGUUUACUUUGAAGCUGUCAGACUUCCUGUGUUUAAUGUGGUAUUUCUCAGUGGUCACCAACAUGGAUGUCUCCAUUUCUUUUUUAAUAAAACUCAGCUGAACAAUGA